This is a messenger RNA of Oppia nitens, 1344 nucleotides long. RefSeq names its product T-box transcription factor T-A-like. Gene Ontology annotation, biological process: regulation of transcription by RNA polymerase II; mesoderm formation; heart morphogenesis. The record is from RefSeq and is a predicted model, not a curated record. NCBI's taxonomy places the organism in Eukaryota, Metazoa, Arthropoda, Arachnida, Sarcoptiformes, Oppiidae. The transcript is spliced from 5 exons. Gene Ontology annotation, cellular component: nucleus. Gene Ontology annotation, molecular function: DNA-binding transcription factor activity, RNA polymerase II-specific; RNA polymerase II cis-regulatory region sequence-specific DNA binding. Bases 1 to 1344 code for a protein of 447 amino acids.
AUGGAUCCACAUUGUAUAUUAUCAAUAGUGGAGGUCGGACAACAUCACUAUCCAACAACACAUGUUACCAGAUCUCGCAUUGGGAUGUCUGAGAUAAGUGAUGGCCAACGCAUUCACAUGACAUUACAGGACUCAGAGCUUUGGAAAGAGUUUCAUAAGAAAACUAAUGAAAUGAUUGUUACCAAAAGCGGACGCCGUAUGUUUCCAGUGAUAAAAUUAAAUAUCGAUGGAUUAGAGCCGCGGGCCAUGUAUUCAAUAGCUAUAGAGUUCGUACAAAUUGGUUCGCAUCGAUGGAAAUACAUGAACGGCGAUUGGGUUGCGGGCGGUAAGUCUGAACCGGCACCACAACAAUCGCAGUCUCUUUACAUACAUCCGGAAUCACCCAAUUUCGGGGCUCAUUGGAUGAGAGAAUCGGUCUCUUUCUCUAAAGUCAAGUUGACUAAUAAGCCGAGCGCACAGUCAGGACAGGUUGUAUUAAAUUCAUUGCACAAAUACGAGCCUCGAGUGCAUGUUAUACGAGUGGACAGUCAGGACAGUCUUGAAAAAGUGUUUACAUUUCAAUUUCAAGAAACACAGUUCAUAGCUGUAACUGCUUAUCAAAAUGAAGAGGUGACACAACUCAAGAUCCGUCACAACCCGUUUGCUAAAGCUUUUCAAGACGCCAGAGAGCGACCAAUAAAUGAGAUCAAUAAUAACCAAAUGGGAGAGGGAGGGCCACCACCUAAUAAAGUAAUGAUGAGUGAAAGCAUACACCAUUCAUCCACAUCACCUCCAUCUGGACCUAAUAGUUGGUGCAAUAGUUCAUCUAACGGUACAUAUAAUCAACAAAGUUUAUCAUCAAAUAUCAGUGGUAUGGCAUCAUCGGGAGGUUCGGGCAUACAUUGUGAACGGUUGACCACAUUGAGGACACAUAGGGUUAUGCCGUAUGGAAUCGAUAGAACGCAUAUUAAAAGAUCUCCAUCUCCUUAUGUGCUUAACAGUUGCAGCUAUGAAACAAUAACGGGAAACUCUGGUGUUCAUCAUUAUCCCAGUUGGACACCACAAGUAGUAACUACAGCUCCGUCAUCUCCAGACAUAGAGCCCAUACAAUGGCCAUCAUAUACAGGUGCAGUCGACGCCCAGACCUAUCAGCCCAAUAUAUUUUCAUUACAAAAGACUGUCCAACCAUUAAUACCGACCACAAGCAGCACGACUGCAAUAGUUGGCGCUAAUAGCUCAUGGAUUCAUAAUACAGAUGCUAACAGUCUUACCAGUGCUCACUAUACUUAUCUAACACCCGAUGCCACACAUUCAUCACAAUCUCAUCAUUCAUCAAAUAAUCAAACUAAUGAUAGAAACACUUAA